UCGAUCCAGGCUCGCUCCGACAAUCUAUUCACACCUUAUCGACGAUAACUGGCCAGGUCGACUACCUAGUCUUGAGACAAGCGUUUCCUUAUGUCGUUAACGCAAGAUAACUGCAUCACAUCAAAUGGCGACAUUGAGCCGGACAUUGACUAUACCGACAUCGUUGCCACGCAAGGCGCCUAUUUAAUUCAUCGCAGAUGCACACCUGUAUUUGAGAAGCCAUAUGAUAGAGAGUUCGCUACUAAGCUCGAAAUACGCCUGCAGGCCCUUGAAAUCAGACUUGAAUGGAGAAGGGCGAUGUACCGUGACAGUACGGACGAGUGGCCAAUUAGACACACGCCACCGGAGGUCAAGGAGUAUUACAGAGCGAAAAUGAUAGCGCUAGAAGAACAAGAUGAUUCUAGUGAAGAUGAUAGCGGCGAUAACGUCGGCGAAGAAGUUGUAAACGUGAAGGAGAGCUACUCGCUCGCCAAAAUGCCAUCAUACCAAGAAGACAGUCCAUACUGUGAAGAGGAAGGAAAGACACCUAAUCAGUCGUUUGCAAUGAAAGAGUCGUCCCAAGCAGGUUGGCGUGCGACACCACGGUCCCACGGGACCCCUCUCGCCCCUUCACACGUAGAUGACGAGUCGAAGCGCCAACAGGAGAAAACUAGAAAGCCUGAGUUGAGCACAAGAAAGAAUGACGACACCUCCAUCAAUUCCUAUGGCUCGAAGGCACUUAGGACUAUGGGAGACGUCGAUCCGCCAUAUCUCAAUCGACAAAAGCGGAAAAGGAAUUUUGGCGAGGAUGAUAACGAAGAUGGAAGAGUGCCACCAAACAAGAUCGCGAAGCACCAGACCCUUCCAUGACACAGUAUUACUGCGCAAAGCCCAUCUCCGCUCAGCGUAUUUGAAUGAUGACCGAACAACAGGAGCCCUCGUCCUACAUCUAUAAAUUCAUUCACUGCAUGAAAGAGGAUCGAGAUAUCAGAUCGUCAUUGCAUGAAACUACGACUUGGGUAUGGAAUCAUUUCUGCUCACCCUAACAGCAUC
Messenger RNA from Pseudovirgaria hyperparasitica, 1032 nucleotides. RefSeq lists its product as uncharacterized. The transcript has 2 exons. The record is from RefSeq and is a predicted model, not a curated record. Lineage: Eukaryota; Fungi; Ascomycota; Dothideomycetes; Acrospermales; Acrospermaceae. The coding region runs from base 91 to 849 and encodes 252 amino acids.